Molecule: messenger RNA, 1065 nt
Organism: Pichia kudriavzevii
Lineage: Eukaryota; Fungi; Ascomycota; Pichiomycetes; Pichiales; Pichiaceae
Exons: 1
Coding region: 1-1065 (354 amino acids)
Molecular function (GO): RNA binding
Source: RefSeq, a predicted model, not a curated record
AUGUCAGAUAAAGAAGAACUGUCCAUCUCAUUAGAGGCGGAUGCACCACUUUCCAAAAAAGAACUAAGAAGAAUUAAAAAGGGGAAAACCACCCUUGAAGAAAUUCAAAAAAAAAAGGCUAAGAAGUUAGCAAAAGCUGCGGCUUCUGGUAACAGAACAGAGCCUGAGAAAACUGCAGUGAAAGCUGAAACGGACGAAGGUGGAGAACCUGAAGACAGUACCGAAAAGAAACCUGUUUCUAUCAGCAUUGGCCCAAAACGUGCUGAAUUCAGUAUUUGGAUUGGAAAUUUAUCUUUUGAAACAUCAAGAGAUGAUUUGACCAACUUUAUUUCUGCCAAGGCUGAUAUCCCCAAAGGCGACAUCACUAGAGUCAAUUUACCUACAAGAGGUACCAAAAAUAGGGGAUUUGCUUAUGUUGAUUUUGCAACCCAGGAACAAUUGCAGGCAGCAAUCGGGUUGUCCGAGUCAGAAUUGAAUGGCCGUAAGGUUUUGAUCAAAGAUGCCAAAUCUUACGAAGGUAGACCAGCAAAGGAGUCUAUAACCAGUGCUGUAUCCAAGAAUCCGCCUUCCAAGAUUUUAUUUGUAGGUAACCUCUCAUUUGAUACUACCCAAGACAUGUUAAGAGACCAUUUCAAACAUUGCGGCGAAAUUACUAAGAUCAGAAUGGCUACGUUUGAAGAUAGUGGCAAGUGUAAAGGUUUUGCCUUUUUAGACUUUAAGGACAUUGAAGGUCCUACUAAUGCAUUGAAGGACCGUGCAUGUAAGAAAUUGAUUGGCAGACCGAUUAGAUUAGAAUAUGGUGAAGAUAGAUCACAAAGAAAAGUUGUUCCAAAGAGAUCACAUGAACAAGUCGAACCUUCGCACAGUGAAACUCCUAUACAGGAAUCUUCUGAAUAUCAAAAGCCACAAGGUUUUCAACCAAAGCAAAAUAAGGGCGAGAGGUCCUUUAAGAGACACCAUUCAGAGAAAACAGAAAGAGUUACCUCUUCCGUGGCACUUGCUAACGCUCCAAGAAAAAGUGCUGCCAUUGUCAAAUCAACUGGUAAAAAAGUUACUUUCGAUUAA